CUGCUGAAUGACCUAAUGGAGAACUAUUCUAAUGCUUUACGGCCUGUGGAGGACACAGACAAAGCCCUUAAUGUCACUCUACAGAUCACACUCUCACAGAUCAAAGAUAUGGAUGAAAGGAACCAGGUGUUGACCACAUACCUUUGGGUGCGUCAGAUCUGGCAUGAUGCUUAUCUGCAUUGGGAUAAAGAUGAGUAUGAUGGACUUGAGGUCAUUCGAAUACCCAGCAGUCUUGUAUGGAGGCCAGACAUCGUUCUGUAUAACAAUGCGGAUGAGGAGGACUCCUCCGGACCCCCAGACACGAAUGUGGUGUUGAGAUAUAAUGGUGAGAUCACUUGGGACUCCCCUGCUAUCACUAAGAGUUCCUGUAAGGUGGACGUCUCUUAUUUCCCCUUUGAUAGUCAGCAGUGCAACCUUACCUUUGGCUCCUGGACCUACAAUGGCAACCAGGUGGAUAUCAGAAUGGGCAUGGAGAGUGGUGACCUUUCAGACUUUGUGGAAAACGUGGAAUGGGAGUGUCACGGUAUGCCGGCCGUUAAAAACGUCAUAAUGUACGGCUGCUGCUCUGAUCCGUACCCUGACAUAACGUACACAGUCCUGCUCAAGCGGCGUUCUUCCUUCUACAUCUUCAACCUUCUUCUGCCGUGUUUCCUCAUCUCUUUCUUGGCUCCUCUGGGUUUCUACCUGCCUGCUGAUUCAGGGGAGAAGGUCUCACUGGGGGUGACGGUUCUGCUGGCUCUGACUGUAUUUCAGCUGAUGGUGGCUGAGAGUAUGCCACCUUCAGAAAGUGUUCCCCUAAUUGGAAAAUACUACAUUGCAACGAUGACCAUGAUAACAGCCUCUACAUCUUUAACUAUCUUUAUCAUGAAUAUACACUUCUGUGGAGCGGAAGCCAAACCUGUGCCCCACUGGGCCAAAGUCCUGAUAAUAGAUUUCAUGUCGAAGAUCUUCUUUGUGUAUGAGGUAGGGGAGAACUGUACCACACCUGAAAGUGACCGAGGCACAUUGUUCUCUGAAGACCCACUGGCUAGCCUUGAGAGAGAUGGGUAUUUUGACAAAGGGUUUUAUGGAGACUGUCAUCAUGAUGACAGAAACUGCAAUAGUAAAAAUAAGAUUUCCACUGGCACAGGAUGUGUAUGCAUCUGUGGCCAACAUCAGAAAGUGGUGCGAAACAUUGAGUACAUAGCUAACUGUUUCCGAGAGCAGAGGGCACACCAGGCCAAAGGGGCUGAAUGGAAAAAGGUUGCCAAGGUGAUGGACAGGUUCUUCAUGUGGGUGUUUUUCAUCAUGGUCUUCCUCAUGAGUAUCCUUGUCAUGGCCAAGGCAACCUAGACCGUGUACACUUUAAAUAUAUAAUCAAUUGAUAUUUCAUACUGGCUAACACUAUGUGUCAAAAGACCAGUUUGUAAUUGAUUGUUCAUUUUUUUUUCAAACAUUAAUUCCUACAGUCUUUUAUUUGUUGGCAAAUGGGCUCAUGUUCUGUAUUUGCUUGAA
Carassius carassius (crucian carp) is the source of this 1494-nucleotide messenger RNA. RefSeq names its product cholinergic receptor, nicotinic, alpha 9a (gene chrna9a). The transcript is spliced from 6 exons. Bases 16 to 1332 code for a protein of 438 amino acids. Gene Ontology annotation, molecular function: acetylcholine-gated monoatomic cation-selective channel activity; transmembrane signaling receptor activity. Lineage: Eukaryota; Metazoa; Chordata; Actinopteri; Cypriniformes; Cyprinidae. The record is from RefSeq and is a predicted model, not a curated record. Gene Ontology annotation, cellular component: synapse; neuron projection; postsynaptic membrane. Gene Ontology annotation, biological process: regulation of membrane potential; monoatomic ion transmembrane transport; nervous system process.